This is a messenger RNA of Helianthus annuus (common sunflower), 645 nucleotides long. Its product is annotated as 39S ribosomal protein L41-B, mitochondrial. Gene Ontology annotation, molecular function: structural constituent of ribosome. Gene Ontology annotation, cellular component: mitochondrial large ribosomal subunit. The record is from RefSeq and is a predicted model, not a curated record. The coding region runs from base 139 to 414 and encodes 91 amino acids. Lineage: Eukaryota; Viridiplantae; Streptophyta; Magnoliopsida; Asterales; Asteraceae. The transcript has 4 exons. Gene Ontology annotation, biological process: translation.
CGGAUCCGAUAAAUAAUCCGGGUCGCACCGGUUUAAUCAGGAACUCCAAAACCCUAAUAUCCCAAAUUGUAAACCCUCGAUCUUCUUCUUCUUCUUCUCACUUUUAACAGAAGCAUCGACUCUCACUGGGAGGCAAAAAUGGCGUUGGGAUUAUUACUCGGAAUAGCGAGGGCCUACAGACGAAAACGAACAUCUUCACUCAACAUUCUCACUUCGAAAACAGGACCUCGUGAUUAUUACAAGGGGAAGAACUGUAAACCUACUGGCUUUCACACUCGCAAAGGUGGUUACGUUGUGGUGCAAGAGAAGUUGCCAAAUUAUGUGGUUCCGGAUUUGACCGAUUUCAAGUUGAAACCCUAUGUUUCCCAAGUUGCUAUCAACGCCAAUACGACGGAUGCCGGUGCUAGUAAGUGAAUUACACUUGCAGAGAUGUUUGGAAAGCUAGAAAAUAAGCUGGUUUAUUUUUCUGAUGAAUUCAUCGGAUUUAAUUAUGGGAUAUGAUGUUUUGAAUUUAUAUCAAUUUUUCUGAAGGUUUCCAUGAUGUUUUUUGAUGAUGAAAGUUAUAUAUAGACUAACAACACAAACUUUGAACAAGACUGAUAGGCAUUAUCAGAUUUAAUUAUGGGAUAUGAUGUUAUUUGGUUA